Cynara cardunculus var. scolymus (artichoke) is the source of this 4332-nucleotide messenger RNA. RefSeq names its product probable LRR receptor-like serine/threonine-protein kinase At3g47570. NCBI's taxonomy places the organism in Eukaryota, Viridiplantae, Streptophyta, Magnoliopsida, Asterales, Asteraceae. The record is from RefSeq and is a predicted model, not a curated record. Gene Ontology annotation, molecular function: ATP binding; protein kinase activity; protein binding. Bases 1 to 4332 code for a protein of 1443 amino acids. Gene Ontology annotation, biological process: protein phosphorylation. The transcript is spliced from 8 exons.
AUGGCAAAUGCUUCAACUGCUAUAUAUGAUUUUUCAAACAUUUUAUGUGACAAUCGAAGUUCUUCUGCUGACACCGAAGCUGAGACGGAUCACUUGGCUUUGCUCUCCGUCAAGAAACAUAUAACAUCCGACCCAUAUCAAAUCAUGCCUUUGUGGAAUGACUCGAUCCACUUCUGCAACUGGACAUGUAUUGUGUGUGGUCUACGCCACCAGAGAGUGGUCUCCCUCGAUUUGGCAUCUCGUGGCUUUUCUGGUUCAAUAUCACCUGCAGUUGGGAACCUGACGUUUCUAAGGGACCUAAUCCUUCGCAACAAUAGUUUCACAGGAAACGUUCCACAAGAAGUUGGCAGGUUAUCAAGAUUAAGGAGGCUACGCCUUUCGAACAAUUCUCUGUCAGGUGAAAUUCCUUCUAAUAUAUCUCGGUGUCCAGAUCUUGUAGAACUUGAUCUGAGUAGGAACAACUUCAUUGGUGUUAUUCCUAACGAGUUUGAAUCAUUGACUAAGCUUAUGUACAUAGACCUCGGCUACAAUGAACUAACAGGAGAAAUACCCAAGUAUAUUGGAAACUUUACAUCUCUUACAGUUAUUUCUGGGUCGCGAAAUAAUUUCCAAGGAAACAUUCCAGAUACUCUAGGCCAAUUGUCCAAUUUGUGGUAUUUCGGGUUCCCAGAGAAUAACCUUUCGGGCAUAUUACCUCUCUCGUUUUUCAAUAUUUCAUCCUUGAAGACAAUAGAUUUGCCAGACAAUCAGAUUGGUGGGAAUCUGCCAUCAGAUAUCGCACAAAGAUUUUUGGGUCUAACGGUUCUAAACCUCCCAGUAAAUAAAAUUUCUGGACCCAUUCCACCCUCAUUGUCUAAUGCUACUAAUCUUGAACACCUAGCACUCGAUGAAAAUGCAUUUACUGGAAGUGUGCCAAAUUUUUCUAGGCUACAAAGAUUGAGGUGGUUUCGAGUUAACAUUAAUCAACUUGGGAACGGGAAAUCUGAUAACUUAGACUUUGUAUCCUCUUUGGCAAACUGUACCAACUUAACACGGUUGGGUUUCAGUUCCAACAAUCUUGGAGGAGUCCUGCCAAGAUCGGUAUUUAAUUUUACUCUACUUACUAGUUUCACAGUAGGGAGAAAUUUCAUUUCUGGAAAUAUCCCAUAUGAGAUUGGGCAACUAGUUAAUGUUAGGAGAGUGUUACUAUCCUACAACCAAUUCACCGGCAGAAUUCCGGAUUCAAUUGGGAAUCUCAGAAAUAUUGGGGAAUUGUCUCUUGGGGAUAACUUAUUGUCAGGUUCUAUACCGUCGUCAUUGGGAAAUCUCACCCUAUUGAGCAGCCUCUCUUUAGAUGGUAACAAACUAGAGGGUAAUAUACCAUCUGGUUUAUCAAACUGUAGGGGAUUACAGCUUCUGGAUCUUUCUAGAAAUAAUCUCAGUGGUCACAUACCGAAAGAGAUUUUUGGUUUAUCUUCCUUGACAGUAGGCCUAGACCUUUCGGAUAACCGUUUUGUGGGUUCUCUUCCUAUCGAAGUAGGCGCCUUGCAGAAUCUGGUUUUCUUUGAUGUUUCAAACAACAUGAUCUCUGGGGUAAUUCCAGUUAGUCUUGGAGCUUGCACGAGUUUGGUUGUAUUAGCCAUGGCUGGAAACACCAUUGAAGGGGAAAUUCCAACAUCAUUUCGCUCGUUGAGAGGUCUAGAAGCUCUUGAUCUUUCCACCAACAAUUUAACCGGGAGAAUCCCCGAGUACCUUGGAGAUUUUGUGUUUCUUGAAAUCUUGAAUUUAUCUUUAAAUGGUUUCGAUGGAAAAUUGCCAGAACUGGGAGCUUUUAGAAAUGUAAGCAUAGUUUCCAUUUAUGGAAAUACUAAGCUUUGUGGUGGUUUACCAGAAUUUCAGUUGCCAAAGUGUCCCAUUGAAGAAUCAUCAAAGAAAAACCAUGUUCAUCUUUCCUUACUAUUACUUAUACCAAUAGUUAUUAUGCUUUUUGUCCUAAUUCUGGUUGUGAUGUUUUGUUUGGUUUGCAAACAAAGAUAUAGCAAGAAGGCUUCGACAGAAAUUAGUUCAGAAGAUGAAAAUUUCCCGCGAGUGUCUUAUCAAAGCUUACACGAAGCAACAGAUGGGUUUUCUUCGGCAAACUUGAUAGGUUCUGGAAAGUUCAGUGCUGUGUGUAAGGCAAUUCUGCAUAUGGAAAAUGAACCACAAGUUGUCGCUGUGAAGGUACUAAAACUCGCGGUUCAGGGUGCUGACCGCAGUUUUAUUGCAGAAUGUGAAGCUUUGAGAAGCAUCAGACACAGGAAUCUUGUGAAAGUUCUAACUUGUUGUUCGUCUCUUGAUUUUCAAGGGUACAAUUUCAAGGCUCUUGUUUAUUCUUAUAUGGCUAACGGGAGUUUGGAAGACUGGUUGCAUCAGAAUCCGGUCAUUGGUCUAAACUUUUUACAGCGGUUGAACAUUGUUAUAGAUCUUGCUGGGGCCCUCGAUUAUAUUCAUCGCCAGUGUGGUUCACUAAUGAUUCAUUGUGAUAUCAAGCCUAGUAACGUUUUAUUGGACACUGAUUUGGUUUCCCAUCUUAGUGAUUUUGGGUUGGCUAGAUUUCUUCAUCACGAUUCUUCUACAAGCCACACCAGUUCCCUAGGAAUAAAAGGAACAAUCGGAUAUGCGGCUCCCGAAUACGGACUGGGAAGUAAGGUUUCAACCUAUGGUGACAUCUACAGCCUUGGAAUCCUCAUACUAGAGUUGUUUACCGGCAAUCGUCCUACUGACGAAAUGUUCAGCAACGGUCUAAGUCUUCAUAGUUUUGUGAGGAUGGCUAUACCGGAUCAAGUUACGGAGAUAACUGAUCCGGUCCUUUUCAGAACUACACAAGAGAAAAAUAAGAGUAAAGAUGCACAUGAUUGUGAAAUGUACUGUGGAAUCAAGGAUUGUUUGUGUUCAGUUUAUCGAAUUGGGAUUGCUUGCUCCAUGGAAAUACCCGGAGACCGGAUAGAAAUGAGCAAUGUCUUGGAUAAACUAGUGUUUGUCAAGAAAACUUUUCUUCAAGGAUUUGUUUCUUAUGGAGCAGAGACUGAUCACUUGGCUUUGCUCUCGGUCAAGAAGCAUAUAACAUCCGACCCAUAUCAAAUCAUGCCUUUAUGGAAUGACUCGAUUCACUUCUGCAACUGGACAGCGGUAAAUAAUUUCCAAGGACACAUUCCAGAUACUCUAGGCCAAUUGUCCAGUUUGUUCUUUUUCGGGCUCACAAUGAAUAACCUUUCGGGAAUUUUUCCUACGUCGUUUUUCAAUAUUUCAUCCAUGACCACCAUAGACUUGCCUUACAAUCAGAUUGGUGGGAGUCUGCCAUCAGGAAUAAAUUUGAUUUCUGGAAAUAUCCCAUCUGAGAAUGGGCAACUAGUUAACAUUGAAAGAUUGUUUCUGAACUCCAACCGAUUCACUGGUAGAAUUCCAGAUUCAAUUGGGAAUCUUAGAAAUGUUGGAGUACUGUAUCUCAGUGGAAACUUAUUAUCAGGUUCUAUACCUUUGUCGUUGGGAAAUCUCACCCUCUUGAACACUCUAUCCUUAGGGAGUAACAAGCUAGAGGGUGCUUUACCAUCUGAUUUAUCAAACUGUAGGGGAUUACAGCUCCUGGAUCUUUCAAGAAACAAUCUCAGUGGUUAUAUACCAAAUGGGAUUUUUGGUCUAUCUUCCUUGACAAUAUCCCUAGACCUUUCCAACAACCAUUUUGUUGGUUCUCUUCCUACCGAAGUAGGGGUAUUGCAGAAUCUGGUCUCGUUAGAUGUUUCAAACAACAUGAUUUCUGGGGUAAUUCCGGAAACACCAUUUUUUGAUGGAAAAUUGCCAGAACUGGGAGCUUUUAAAAAUGAAAGCACGGUUUUCAUUUAUGGAAAUGCAAAGCUUUGUGGUGGUUUGCCGGAAUUUCAGUUGCCCAAGUGCUCCAGCGAAGAAUCAUCAAAGAAAAACCAAAUUCCUCUUGCCUUGCUAAUAACUAUACCAAUAAUUAGCGUCAUUUUUGUCCUAAUUUUGGUGGUUAUAUUGUGUUUUGUUUGCAAACGCAAAAAGGCUUCGACAGAAAAUGGUUCAGAAGAUGAAAAUUUCCCACGAGUGUCAUAUCAAAGCUUGCAUGAAGCAACAGAUGGAUUUUCUUCGGCAAACUUGAUAGGUUCUGGAAAGUUCAGCACUGUGUAUAAGGCGAUUCUACAUAAGAAAAAUGAACCACAAGUUGUUGCUGUGAAGCUACUAAAACUCGCAGUUCAUGGUGCUGAACGCAGUUUUAUUGCAGAAUGUGAAGCUCUGAGAAGCAUUAGAUGUUGGAAAUUUUGGAUUCAUGGUGGGGGUCUUGAGUGGAAGUCUCAAUAG